UCCAUCACUCGGUGCGCGCGUCUCAACGCUGAGGAAGAGAAUGAAAGUGCUCGCCCUCUGCCUCCCUAGCGUGCGAUAGACUGACAGCAGGGAAGUGCAGCGCAUCUUUCGAUAUCAUUUAUUGGUCGAUAUUGUUCGUGUUAGCCAGCCUUGCCAAUAGGGAAAGGCCACAGAUCCAAAUUCGUGCAAAGCAGCCUCACAAACAGAGGUUCGGCGGCUUGUUGGCGUUAUUUUAUCACCAGCAAAUCGUUGGAGAGCGCAGGGCCCGAGUUUGGCGGAAGAGACACUGACAUCGUUAUGAAAAUGAACGAGUCUGCGAGCGGCUCUCCGCUAGAAGAGUACGAUUUUGAAAGGCGUUUCGAUGAAAGAGAAGCAUUGGAAUGGAUGCAGGAAAACUGGAGCAAGUCAUUCAUGUUCUGCGGCCUGUAUGCUGCACUCAUAUUCGGAGGCCAGCACUUCAUGAGAGAGCGGCCCAAACUCAACCUCCGCAAGCCCCUGGUGCUCUGGUCGCUGAGCCUGGCCAUCUUCAGCAUCAUCGGGGCAGUGCGGACCGGUUGGUACAUGAUGUACGUGCUCACCACAAGUGGAUUCAAGCAGUCGGUGUGUGACACCAGCUUCUACAGCGCACCCGUCUCCAAGUUCUGGGCCUACGCCUUCGUCCUGAGCAAGGCCCCUGAGCUGGGUGACACGGUCUUCAUCGUGCUCCGCAAGCAGCGCCUCAUCUUCCUCCACUGGUACCACCACAUCACGGUGCUGCUCUACUCCUGGUACUCCUACAAGGACCAGGUGGCCGGCGGCGGCUGGUUCAUGACCAUGAACUACGGCGUGCACUCGCUCAUGUACACCUACUACGCCGCCCGGGCGGCCGGCCUGCGCGUGCCGCGACCCCUGGCCAUCCUCAUCACCACCACGCAGAUCCUGCAGAUGGCCAUGGGCCUGGCCGUGCUGGGGCUGGUGUACCGCUGGAUGCACGAGGUGCGCUGCCCCACCCAGGUGGACAACGUGGCCUGGGGCUCGCUCAUGUACCUCAGCUACCUGGUGCUCUUCGCCUCCUUCUUCUACAACAGCUACCUCAGGGGCAGCGCCGCCGCCGCCGCCGCCGCCGCCGCCACCGCGGGCGAGAAGAAGGGGAUCAAGGCCGAGUAAGGAGCAAGGGGGGCAAGCCGGGGUUGCCCCGUGUGGGGAGCGUCGGGUUGGGGGUUGGGCCGGCGGGGAGGGGAGACUGUAUUUUACAUGGUCAGUCGUUUAAAAGUGUGCCAUAAACGGGUGGGGGGAGGGGGGGGGGGAAUCGUGACCUACAGUGUUGUGCCAUGAGUGUGUGUGAGUCACAACUACUUUGCUGGUUGCGGGGUCCACGUCUUAAUUGUGUAUGUUGUUUUCACUUUCUUUUCUUUUCGUUUUUUUUAAUACUUGACCAAUUGAAAGCCCCUGUAGGGUACGCUUGAGCUUUUAGGAGGAUUUCAACCCGUGUUGCGGAAGUCGGUCGUUAUUAUGAUAGCAACCUGUGGACCAGGGAACUGUUUCAAGGUGGGCACACUGUAACAGGUCCCCCCCCCCCCGAAGCGACAAAAGUACCGAAACGAUAAGGGAAGCUAAUAUACGAGAACAUGUUUGUGUGAGACUAACAUGGUACUGACACAUAACGGUAAUUGUUUCUCCGAACACUAGAGUGUUGGAGCCUUGCGGGCAAAGCGGUUUCAUAGGCCCUUAACUAUAACCUCCGUCCGAUCCUUUUAGUGUUUUUGACUAUAAAAGACAUUCCAUCACAGUAGCUGGUGUGUACGAGAAAUCUCUGAGUUAUUGAAAAACUUGCUGAGAAUGUCAUUCCAAUCGGACACUUCUGUGAAACACUGUAAUGACAAGGUGAUCCGAAAGAGUCGAAUGAGGGAACCUUGUUUCUUUAGUGUUGUCAUUUCAGACAUUGCAACGCUUGAUAGAUGCUUAAAAUAUCAUCCACCAAAUGAGUGACACUAUUUAGUGGUACUUUUUUUUAAAGAAAAUUUAAUUGGAAAAAGGGAUUUGAAACUUGCUGAUAGACAUUGAUUAGGGUUUCGGUAAAUGGCAUUAUGACAAGAUAGUGAACAUGACAACAAUAGUUUGCAUUCUGCAUGCUAUUAGGCUUAAAGCCCAUGCUGUUAAGCUAGUAAGCAACUGAUCUGAAUGCUCUGAUCCUUAAAUGAUGGCAUUCACAGAGAGGGGCCCCAUCUUAAAAUGGCACUUGAGUCCUCCUGGGCUGAAAUGCUCUGAAAUACAGAGCAAGGAGAAGCACAGGUUUUGGUGCUUCUCUUUAGACACAUGUGUCAAACAUGUGAGAUACGUAGAAAUGUUCAAUCAGCAAUGCACUUAUGUUCUGUAUCAAUACUAUAUAUAUGUAAAGUUAAUUGAAUGGAUUCAGAUUGGCACUAGGUGUAAUGAAACUCUUCAGUCUACUCAGAGCCGGCCUGGCAAUGACCGAGUGGCGUUGACGUCGUCCCUUACCAUGACACGUGGUCAGGGGAAGCACCAUAAAUACUGAACUCCCACUCACCUUUGUACUUUUUCAUCUGUUGUGAAUUGUGAAAUGUUUACCUUUCUCUGGACCGUGAGGACAGACACCUGCGUAGUCCUUCAUUUACAACCUCCCACCUCGCCCCCGCCUCCCCGAACACGUGUCCACGUCCUCGUUCCCCUGAACGCCGCGACUCAUGUGAACUUUGGAAAUCAUGUAGGUGUCAUCGACAUGUGUCGGCCUGUUGAAUGGGGAGACCAAGACGACCUGGCCGUUAUGUACAGCCCGCAUAGCCCGCGCCUGUACAUUUCUACACCUUUGGCCUUCUUUGUCAUAUGCAUGAUCCUUCUUGGGCGCUUUAAAGGGACUAAGAGGAGUUUAUGUUUUUGCUAAGUACAUUUAGAUUACAUUUCCCUGAAUACAUAUUGCGUUUUACGUGAUAUGUGUUGACAUGGCAAAUAGUGAAAACCACGGUUUAACCACAUCGUAGGCUAGUAGCUGCCGGUCUUUAAUCCUGUUUUAGUUUGUUUAUUUUGCUUCAUGCUGUGAGUAACUACGUUUUCAGGGGGAAAAAGCCAUUUGUCCUUGUUUUGAAAUUAUUCUGGAAAUGUUUAAUCUGACUUAUAAUUGCAUAGCAAAUUAACAACUCCUCUAAGGGCCUUUAAAAACACCUAACCCAAAAUAAGCACUCAAUGGUGUUUGUACAUGUUUGUAAUAAAACAUGGCCAAUAAAAACGGUGACAUGGAAACAUUAACUGAAAGGAUGUUUUAUUGAUAUCUGUAGUUUCUGUACUCGACCGGUUACUAAACAGAGAAGGGACAAGUGGGCGUGUAACGGGAAAGAGCAACUGGAAUGAACAAAAUUAACUCAAUUGUAAAUAAUAUCUAUUUAUUUUCUUAAAGUGUGCUUCUCCAUCAGUUUCAAGGUCCACGGUAAACGCAAGGUAAAAAAAAAAGGUGUUUGCUUAUCCUCCACCAUAUUUUGUCUUUUCUUUUCACAAAUCCUCCCAUCCUCCAAUCGAUAUCCAGCCAAGCAUUUCCACUGAUGAACUGCUUUCUACACCGUUUUGCCUCUGAAAGUAGAUACAAGCGACCAAGUUGAAACGCGUGUCAGAAUAGAGUCCGCCGUAGCCUGUAGCCUUCUACAAUCCUCUCACCCAAAUGUGGCGGCCCGUGUGUGUAGUACGUUUUACGGAUCGUCUUUCCCACACACUAGGAAUAGGCCUCUGCACUAUCGGCUGAUCUUGUGCUGCUGGCACAACUCUUAGGGCUUGUGUAAUUACCUGCAGAGAAUUUAGAAGCAAAAACUUGACUUAUCAAGUGUACCAGGUUGCAGGAAGCUCUAAGCAUGUGGCACACGUCAGCCCACAUUCCUCCCCAUACAGUGAAGAAAAAAUCAAAUCAGUUUUGUUAAUUUCACUUUGAUUCAGUUUAACCUCAAAGUGUUGAAACAUGGAGACAGAGUACAAAUACACGCAUAGAUUCAACAAUGAAUGGCAUUUUAAGUAAGUAAAACCGGUGGUGUCAGAUUACACUGACGAUUACCACCACAAGGGGACGCUAAGCGGUAUGCUUUUCCCCCGUGUUGAACUUGUUCUAAGCAGGGGUCCAGAGGAGCUGGAGAUGGGGCGUUGGUAGUUACUCCAGGAUCCGGGAGUUUAUGUGGACUGACAGCUUCUCUUCUCAGCUUCUCUCACUGUCUCUUUUUUAUAUCGAGAGGGAAAACUCAACAGGGGUUCACAGUACUACUUUGCCCUUACUUACAUAUAUUUUUGUGACUGUGUGCUAUAUUUUUGCUUCAGUAUCAGUGACAUUAGCUAGUUUAGUUUUAAAUGCUAUUAACUUGUCAAUUGCAAUGCAAUGUCUCUUAUGCCUUCAUAGACAAUGGGUCAUUUUAAACUGUUGUACAUGCAGCACUUGCUUGAACAUCUGUGAAUAUUCAAAUGGUAUUAUAAGUACGAUUUGAUUAAAAUUGCCAAACUUAUAGGUGUUGCUGUUUAUCAGCGGUAGGCUUACUAACUUUAACUAUAAGUUUAACUUCACCCAUAGGUUCUCAUUCAAUAUUGAAAUGUCCAAUAUGGAACACAAACCUUUGAGUGAGGUUAAACUCUUGGUUCAACACAAAUGUUCAUUUCUUUCACACAACCACAAAAUAAGGGAAAAUCGGUUUCAAGGGCUUUGAUGUUUAAAUGUCAUAACUGAAUGUUGUGAUUUGCAAAAAAAAUAAAAUACAAGACUAAUGUU
This is a messenger RNA of Gadus morhua (Atlantic cod), 4732 nucleotides long. RefSeq names its product elongation of very long chain fatty acids protein 6. The transcript is spliced from 4 exons. NCBI's taxonomy places the organism in Eukaryota, Metazoa, Chordata, Actinopteri, Gadiformes, Gadidae. The record is from RefSeq and is a predicted model, not a curated record. Gene Ontology annotation, molecular function: fatty acid elongase activity. Gene Ontology annotation, biological process: very long-chain fatty acid biosynthetic process; fatty acid elongation, saturated fatty acid; fatty acid elongation, polyunsaturated fatty acid. Bases 298 to 1146 code for a protein of 282 amino acids. Gene Ontology annotation, cellular component: endoplasmic reticulum; endoplasmic reticulum membrane.